GUUAGUUUCACAAAUGUCUCGUAAUUGCACAUUCCUAGUCGUUGGCGGCGGCAUUGCCGGCGUCUCUUGUGCCGAAACCCUAACCAUUUGUUGUCCAGAUGAAACGAUUCUGUUGCUGACCGAAUCGAGCGUGGUGAAGAGCGUGACUAAUCUAGUACCCGUUGCACGCUAUCUGCACAAGUUCGAUGUACGGGAGCAAAACGUGAGUGAUUUGCGCGCCGGCAUUGGGACGAUAGUGGACCAGUUGGCAUACAUCAACAGCGGCGAGCAUUGGGCGCGCACCAGAACAGGGCUGGUAAUCAACUAUCGCCAUCUCUGCCUGUGCACAGGUGGUGCAGCUAAAGUGUUUAGUGCCGGGGAAGAGGAGCUCAACGCACGCAUAAUUGGCUUACGGGACACGGAUUCGGUGCUGGAGCUGCAGCGUCGACUGGCCAGCGCCAAGGAUGUGCUCAUUUUGGGCAACGGAGGGAUUGCCAGCGAAUUGGCACAUGAGCUGCACGACGUGAACGUUCACUGGGUUAUCAAGGACGCUCACAUCUCGGCUACCUUUGUGGAUCCCGGCGCAGCUGAGUUCUUUCAGCUGGCCAAGCGAGAGCCGGAUCAGACAGCAACGACAAAGCCCACUACGGCUAUCAAGCGAAUGCGUUAUAGCGAAUUGCUGCCCACAGCUGAGCAGGAGGAAGAGCAGCAACGAAGUAAACGUGGCGCCGCCUUGGGACCCGACUGGCAUCGCAGUUUCGAUUUAGGCGGAGGCUGCGCAGAUUCAGCCAGUCGAGCUAUGCCGAAGAUUUAUUAUAAUUCACAGAUAGAGCGCGUGGAGCAGUCCCCAGCUGACACAGCUUUAUCUGUCACUCUUAAGCACAAUGAUGGCAGUGUGGAGCAUCUCAGCUGUGAUUUCAUUGUCUCUGCAACGGGGGUGCAGCCCAGACACGACUAUGAGACAGAUAAGCCUUUCCAUUUGGCUGCGGAUGGCGGCAUUAAAGUGGAUGAAAUGAUGCGCACGAAUCUGUGUGACGUUUAUGCCGCCGGGGAUGUCUGCACGGCUGGCUGGCCUAAUGGCGCGCACUGGUUCCAGAUGCGUCUGUGGACACAGGCCCGCCAAAUGGGUGCCAUGGCUGGCCGCAGUAUGGCAGCCGUGCACGAAGGAGAAACUGUCUAUCAGGACUUCUGCUUCGAGCUCUUCGGACAUGUGACGCAACUAUUUGGCUUUCCUGUUGUACUGCUCGGGCGCUUCAAUGGCCAGGAUCUGGGUCGCGACUACGAGUUACUGGUGCGCUGCACACGCAAUAAGGAGUACAUUAAAUUCGUGUUGCAACAGGGACGACUACGCGGCGCCAUUUUGAUUGGGGACACGGAUCUGGCAGAGACAUGCGAGAACCUGAUCUUAAACGGCACCGAUCUGACACCCUAUGGCGAUGAUAUACUAAAUCCAGACAUUGACAUUGAAGACUACUUUGAUUAAUUGAAAAGUUUUACAAAUAAACUUAAGUUUUAGCUUAA
Molecule: messenger RNA, 1500 nt
Organism: Drosophila navojoa
Lineage: Eukaryota; Metazoa; Arthropoda; Insecta; Diptera; Drosophilidae
Gene: Pyroxd1
Product: pyridine nucleotide-disulfide oxidoreductase domain 1
Molecular function (GO): oxidoreductase activity
Source: RefSeq, a predicted model, not a curated record